Molecule: messenger RNA, 1499 nt
Organism: Pseudomyrmex gracilis
Lineage: Eukaryota; Metazoa; Arthropoda; Insecta; Hymenoptera; Formicidae
Product: GPN-loop GTPase 2
Exons: 7
Coding region: 511-1386 (291 amino acids)
Cellular component (GO): cytoplasm
Molecular function (GO): GTPase activity
Source: RefSeq, a predicted model, not a curated record
GUUACACGUUUGAUUCACAUGCUUCGACUUGUAAGCGUGAUAUUGCGAGUAUAUAAAAUAUUAUAGACAUAUGCAUAAAAAAUAUGAAUGAACAAGCUUGUAGUAUUAUUACAAGUGGUGGUCAUCAUACUGACAUUGUUGUAAAAUCAUACAGCAAUCGCGCACUGUUGAUUGUGACACAUUUCAAAAAGUUUGGAACGGUAUUAUCGAUAAAUCGUGAAUCCUCUAUAAACGGAUAUACCAGUGAUGUUUUCUCAAUAAAAACACUCUUUGGCAGUGAUAACAACGACAUUUACUUAGCUGCCAGAUACAUAGUAGAACAAAUAGAUAUUAAAACACCAUUGCUGCUAUCUAUAUCAUUGAAAGAUUAUAGUGUAGAGACUUUGAAGUCUGUUGUUGAUGCUAUAAAUCAAAUAAAAUCAUGGUGAUAUAAAUUACUGAAAAAUAUGAUAUAUGAAUAUUGAUAAUCUAUUAUAACACUUAAUAAAAACAAUCAGUUGAGUAAAAACCAUGAGUUUAAUUUUUGGUCAGCUUGUAAUUGGUCCACCUGGUAGCGGGAAAACAACAUACUGCAAUGAAAUGUCUAAAUUUUUGAAGUCUCUUGGAAGAAAAGUGGCCAUUAUUAACAUUGAUCCAGCAAAUGAAAAUAUGGAGUAUACUCCAGAAGUGGAUAUUUCUGAAUUAAUUAAACACGAAGAGGUCAUGGAGCACUUUAAACUUGGACCAAAUGGUGCUCUGGUUUAUUGCAUGGAGUUUCUAGAAAUCAAUGUAAAUUGGCUUGUGACAAAAAUUUUGAAUCUAAAAGAUUACUAUCUUAUUUUUGAUUGCCCAGGUCAAGUUGAAUUAUACACACAUCAUAAAUCCAUUAGUAAGAUAGCAGAAAAAUUGACCGAAAAUUUAGUGAGAUUAUGCAGUGUACAUCUUGUAGAUUCUCAUCAUUGCAGUGAUCCAGGAAAAUAUCUGUCCUCUUUGGUUCUUUGUACAACAGUGAUGUUGCAACUAGGUUUACCUCACGUAAAUGUCAUGACAAAGUUCGAUGAAAUGAAAAAAUUUAGCAACUGUUUAGCUUUUAACAUAGACUUUUACACAGAAGUAUUGGAUUUAAAAUAUCUUUUAGAGCACUUGGAUGAAGAUCCUUUUACUGCAAAGUAUAAAAAGCUCAAUACUGCUCUAGUUUCAAUAAUUGAAGACUACAGUCUUGUUAGUUUUAUACCACUAGAUGUUUUCAACAAGACGUUGUUGUUGCGAGUAAAAAAUGCGAUAGAUAAGGCAAAUGGAUAUAUUUUUGGUGGUAAUGAGCCACGAGAUAUACAGACGUUGCUUGCGUGCGCAGUAGGAGCUGUCAGCGAGACUGAAAAAACAUCUGCCAUGGAUGCGUAUUUAUGAAUUGUAUCACAUUCUUACUUCAAAGUGACUUUUAUACAAUAUCAUACAUCGAUUUUUCUGUUUGUAUUGACGCAAGCUCUGUUACGAACAAUAAAUGCCACACUUUUGACUCA